AUGAGUACAUUAAAACCAGUCCCGCCAACUAUCCCUAUCUUCUCAACUGGGGACGUCACUAAAACCUUGGGAAAUUUACACUUGCAAUCCUUUGCUCAGCCUCAACUGACACACAGCAAAUAUAUCUCGGCUUAUAUUGAGAAGAUUCCUGUUGCUAAGAUCCUUGAGUUUUGGAGUCAGGCAACGGAGAAGCCUACUGUUUACGUCCAAGUGUCAUCCUUGAAUAAAUCAGACAAUCUUUGGGAGGAGUACGGUGAGGCGAAAGUGGGUGUGAAGCUGUCGAGAUACGAUCGCAAGCCAUUUGCAUCGGCUGCCGGCAAUCAAGACCAGAGAUCUAAGACGGCUGAACGCCAUCGAAACAAUCGACCCAAGCCCUCUGACCCCAUUGAUGCACCAGUAGUUUGA
Talaromyces proteolyticus is the source of this 405-nucleotide messenger RNA. RefSeq lists its product as uncharacterized. The coding region runs from base 1 to 405 and encodes 134 amino acids. Lineage: Eukaryota; Fungi; Ascomycota; Eurotiomycetes; Eurotiales; Trichocomaceae. The record is from RefSeq and is a predicted model, not a curated record. The transcript has 4 exons.